CUCUCCGGGCAGCAUGGCGUCGCCCAGCGACAAGAAGCAACCGGCUCAGAAUCUGAGGCAAGCUGCGUUAGUAGGUAGAUGAGACCACUGAGGCUCGGAGAGGUUAAGGCUUUCUCCCGCGGUCACGCCACAGGUGAGCAGGUGGUUGUCCAACAAGCAGAGGCAUGAGCUGGGCCCGUGCCAUCCUGCUAGCUCAGGGCCUGUCUCGGAGCUGGAGAGGCAUCUGUGGUACCACCCUCACAGGAGCCCCCUUCUCUCAGGUACCCUCCCAGACCGCUCGAGGCCUCCACUGCAGUGUAGCCACCCACAGCUCUGACUCAUCUCUGGUCCCAAGCCCGCCUGAGCCCCUGCGGGUACCCGCUAAGGCCCCAUCACCCUACGAAGAGCUGUUUAGGCAGGCACCAGAUGGGACCUGGGACAAGGCCAGCUUUGUGCGAGCCGUGCAGAACUUCGGGCAGCAUAACGUGCACAAGCGGGGCCACGUUGACUUCAUCUACCUAGCCCUGCGCAAGAUGCGGGAGUACGGAGUCGAAAGGGACCUGGCCGUCUACAACCUGCUGCUUGACAUCUUCCCCAAGGAGGUCUUCCAGCCUCGCAGCGUCUUCCAGAAAAUCUUCAUUCACUACCCACGGCAGCAGGAGUGUGGGAUUGCGGUCCUGGAGCAGAUGGAAAACCACGGGGUGAUGCCCAACAAGGAGACAGAGUUCCUGCUGGUUCAGAUAUUUGGGCGCAAAAGCUACCCCAUGCUCAAGUUCGUGCGCAUGAAGCUGUGGUUCUCCCGCUUCAAGAAUGUCAACCCCUUUCCCGUGCCCCGAGACCUGCCCCAGGACCCCGUGGACCUGGCCAAGCUGGGCCUGCGACACAUAGAGCCUGACCUCAGCGCCAGGGUCACCGUCUACCAGAUGCCUUCGUCUAAAGAUUCCACAGGUACAGCAGAUCCCGAACAGCAUAUCGUAGGCAUACAUGUCACCAUACCAGGUAUCCAGAGCCCCGAUCAACAGGCCGCACUGGCUCGCCACAACCCAGCCCGGCCUAUCUUCGUCGAGGGCCCCUUCUCCCUGUGGCUCCGCAACAAAUGUGUCUACUACCACAUCCUCAGAGCAGACUUGGUGCCCCCUGAGGAGAGGGAAGUGGAGAAGAUUCCAGAGGAAUGGAACCUCUACUACCCGAUGCAGCUGGACUUGGACUAUGGGAGGAGUGGCUGGGAUGACUAUGAGUUUGACAUCAAUGAAGUGGAGGAAGGCCCUGUCUUCGCCAUAUGUAUGGCGGGUGCCCAUGACCAGGCCACACUGGCCAAGUGGAUCCAGGGCCUGCAGGAAACCAACCCAGCCCUGGCCCAGAUCCCUGUGGUCUUCCGUCUGUCUGCGUCCACUGGGGAGCUGCUGGCGACCUCAGGACUGGAUGAGCCGUCCCCGCCACCACCCAAAGGGCAGGAAGAAGAGGAAGAUGAUCCACAGCGACAGCAGCAGAGACAGAGCUGAGGCCUGAGCAGGCACAGGGGCAUGGGCUUGGACUGGUGUGAAAACGUGAGAUGACUUUUGAAUGUAAAGCAAAUAAAAGUUUUCUGGUUU
Messenger RNA from Molossus molossus (Pallas's mastiff bat), 1571 nucleotides. RefSeq names its product ECSIT signaling integrator (gene ECSIT). NCBI's taxonomy places the organism in Eukaryota, Metazoa, Chordata, Mammalia, Chiroptera, Molossidae. The transcript has 9 exons. Bases 165 to 1481 code for a protein of 438 amino acids. Gene Ontology annotation, cellular component: mitochondrion. The record is from RefSeq and is a predicted model, not a curated record.